Molecule: messenger RNA, 510 nt
Organism: Struthio camelus australis
Lineage: Eukaryota; Metazoa; Chordata; Aves; Struthioniformes; Struthionidae
Product: C-signal
Cellular component (GO): cytoplasm
Molecular function (GO): oxidoreductase activity
Source: RefSeq, a predicted model, not a curated record
CUCUCCUCACAGGAAACCUCCCCUUGCUGAAGAAGGCUGCCCAGGGGAGCCCGGGUUCUGAGUUGAGCUGCAGCAAGGCAGCCAUCAUCAACAUGUCCAGCUCUGCUGGCUCCAUUGAAGAAGUCUUUGUGUGGGAUUAUGGGCAAUGUAUCGCAUACCGCUGCAGCAAGGCGGCUCUGAACAUGCUCACCAAGUGCCAGUCCUUGGGGUACCGGGAACAUGGCAUCCUCUGUGCUGCUCUCCACCCUGGAUGGGUGCAAACAGACAUGGGGAGCACAGCGGAACACAAGCCCCCACUGACAGUGGAUAUGAGCGUUCAAGGGAUGCUGAAUGUGCUCUCCACCCUGUCCGAGAAGGAUACCGGGACUUUCCUGGACUGGGAAGGGAAAGUAGUGUCCUGGUGAGACACCAGUCCAGCAUUGUGCCAGGAUCCUGGCAGCAGGUCCCUCUGCUGCUGCUGCAAUGCACUGUGUCCAUGUAAUCAAUAAACCUGUGUCUCUGAGCAGUAAG